AUGCAUGCUCUUGCUGCUGAAACAAAAUAUUUAAUAAUUGAAGCAAGAUUAAAUUUAACUUUACUCAUUGGUUGUAUUUUAUUAUUAUCUUUUACAUCAAUUUUAUUAUCAAUAUGGGUUGCUAAAACAAUAACAAAUAGUACCAUAUCAUUAGGUACAAUUUUUAGUUAUUAUUUUGAUUUAGAUCGUAAUAAUACUGAACAAUAUAUAACAUGGUGGACACCAAUACAUAUGAAAUCAAAAGAAUUAGUUUCAAAAAGUUUUUCAAUUAAAACUACUAAUACAACAAUAAAAACAGCUCUAGUAAAAAUUCAUCAUAAUGAAUUUCCAAUAUUUCAUACGAUUAUUUUACCGUUUCUUUUUAUUUGCUCAAUUUUUCUUGCUAUACUUGCUUAUUAUGCACGUGUUCAAUGUACAACACAUGAUUUUGCUUGUGGUGCUAUACCAAAACUAUUAUUUGAAAGUGUUGAUUCAAUGAUUACGAAAAAUCCUAUUGUUAAAACAAGAGAAGUUGAAUCUAACAUUGAUUAUAUAAUUGUACAAGGAACAAAAGAAAAAUCUAUUAUAUUUGCAUUAGCUGAUAAACUUCAACCAUUAUAUGAAGAAGGAGAUAUAGUUGAUGAAGGAACUCAAUAUGAACCAGAAGAUAUUCUAAAAGUAAUUACACAUGUUUCAUCUACAUCUUAA
Rotaria sp. Silwood2 is the source of this 687-nucleotide messenger RNA. The record is from the annotation of a GenBank genome assembly. Lineage: Eukaryota; Metazoa; Rotifera; Eurotatoria; Philodinida; Philodinidae.